Schistosoma rodhaini is the source of this 355-nucleotide messenger RNA. The record is from the annotation of a GenBank genome assembly. Lineage: Eukaryota; Metazoa; Platyhelminthes; Trematoda; Strigeidida; Schistosomatidae.
AUCAGAAUGAUUGUAUUGUUAUACUUGGUACAAUAUGUGAUAUGUCAACAGGAGAUGAUAUCGACACCAGUAUCUUUAAACAAUCAAACUGAUAAAGUGGAUGAAGUGGAAAUUAAUAUAACAGAUUACGAUGAAAAUUUAAAAUCAGAUGAUGCUGGUGAAAAUGUAAUUGAUAGAAUUAUAUUUGGUGUUAUCAUAUUUUUGAGAAACCUAUUUCCAAAUAGUAUGGAGGCAAAUGAAAUUUUCAAUACAACUUUGAGUGUAUAAAAUGAGCUUCAUGAAGUUCAUAACAUUCGAUUACUUGGAUUAAACAAACAUAAUCAUGUUGUUGUGAGUGAAAUACAUUGAUAAAUCA